AACUCCUGCAGCAGAUUCUCAUUGCCUUCUUCACCAGCAAAAAUGAAUAACUCGAGUGAACAUCCCCCACAGCAAGCUGAACCCAAUAUGGGGUGGGAUGAUUUCUUCAAUGGUCUUUCAACAUCAGUUUGCUCACCUCUCUCUCCGAACACUUUUAACGCAAUGCUGUCGGAAUUCAACACAGAAUGCCACUCACAACCAGCCGCCCUCUCAGGGCUUGGGAUUGAAUAUCAAUCACAACCAGCAGCGGCGCCUGAGACCCCUCGGAACGAUCCUCCCACACCACCUGUUCUCAGCGAGAACCAAGAGCUUCAGCAACAGAUCCAAAAAUUGAAGACAGAAGUAUUCUUGCUCAAAAGCGAGAACCAAGAGCUUCAGCAACAGAUCCAAAAACUGGAGACAGACACUGGAAAAGAACUUGAAAAGUACGUGGCGGAACUUAUACCUUGGACGAAAGAGGUCAUAGAGGGGUUUCGAAAGCUGGGGGUAGAGCCACAGUCAGCAACCCGAUCUGAGUUUGGAGAGGCUUUGUGA
This is a messenger RNA of Blastomyces gilchristii SLH14081, 534 nucleotides long. RefSeq lists its product as uncharacterized. The coding region runs from base 43 to 534 and encodes 163 amino acids. NCBI's taxonomy places the organism in Eukaryota, Fungi, Ascomycota, Eurotiomycetes, Onygenales, Ajellomycetaceae. The record is from RefSeq and is a predicted model, not a curated record. The transcript is spliced from 3 exons.